Thlaspi arvense is the source of this 4719-nucleotide messenger RNA. The record is from the annotation of a GenBank genome assembly. NCBI's taxonomy places the organism in Eukaryota, Viridiplantae, Streptophyta, Magnoliopsida, Brassicales, Brassicaceae.
AUGGUUGAUUCUCUCUAUUUCCCCUGCAUUCCAGGUGAUUCUGAGCCUGUAAAGAUGUUUGAUAGAACAGCUAAUUUGGCUAGCAAUCAGAUUAUUAACUAUCGAUGUGAUCCUACGGAGAAAUGGUUGGUUUUGAUUGGAAUUGCUCCUGGUUCACCUGAGAGACCCCAACUUGUCAAAGGAAAUAUGCAACUAUAUUCUGUGGAUCAGCAACGUAGUCAACCUCUUGAAGCGCAUGCUGCAGCAUUUGCCUCCUUCAAAGUUCCAGGAAACGAUAAGGAUUCUGUUCUCAUUUCUUUUGCUACAAAGACUGUUAAUGCUGGACAGGUUACGUCAAAGCUUCAUGUCAUCGAGCUUGGCGCCCAGCCAGGGAAACCAUCUUUUACAAAGAAGCAGGCAGAUCUUUUCUUUCCUCCAGAUUUUGCUGAUGACUUCCCAGUUUCCAUGCAGAUCUCCCACAAGUAUGGUUUGAUAAAUGUGAUCACCAAGCUAGGACUUCUUUUUGUCUAUGACCUAGAAACAGCUACUGCAGUAUACAGGAAUAGAAUAAGUCCAGAUCCAAUUUUUCUGACUGCUGAAGCUUCAUCUGUUGGAGGUUUCUAUUGCAUCAACAGGCGAGGACAGGUGCUGCUUGCAACUGUAAAUGAAGCAACAAUUGUCCCCUUUGUCAGCGGCCAAUUGAACAAUCUGGAACUUGCUGUAAAUCUUGCAAAAAGGGGAAACCUACCUGGUGCUGAGAAUCUGGUUGUCCAGCGUUUCCAAGAAUUGUUUGCUCAAACCAAGUAUAAGGAAGCUGCUGAGCUAGCAGCAGAAUCCCCGCAGGGGAUUCUCCGCACUCCUGAUACUGUUGCAAAAUUUCAGAGUGUUCCAGUGCAAGCUGGACAAACACCACCUUUGUUGCAGUACUUUGGAACUCUAUUAACCAGAGGGAAGCUCAAUGCAUUUGAGUCCUUGGAAUUGUCACGUCUUGUUGUGAAUCAGAACAAGAAAAACCUUUUGGAGAACUGGUUAGCUGAAGACAAGCUGGAAUGUAGUGAAGAACUUGGAGACCUUGUCAAGACUGUGGAUACCGACCUUGCACUGAAAAUAUAUAUUAAAGCUAGAGCAACUCCAAAAGUUGUUGCUGCUUUUGCAGAGCGAAGGGAGUUUGACAAAAUUUUGAUAUACUCCAAGCAGGUUGGAUAUUCACCAGAUUAUUUGUUCCUUCUGCAAACAAUUCUCAGAUCAGAUGCCCAGGGAGCUCUUAAUUUUGCCUUAAUGAUGUCUCAAAUGGAGGGAGGUUGUCCAGUUGAUUACAACACAAUUACGGAUCUCUUCCUUCAGAGGAACUUGAUUCGUGAAGCAACGGCAUUUUUGUUGGAUGUUCUGAAACCCAAUUUGCCAGAACAUGCUUACCUGCAAACAAAGGUAUUGGAAAUUAACCUUGUUACUUUUCCUAAUGUUGCGGAUGCCAUUUUAGCAAAUGGAAUGUUUAGUCAUUAUGACCGUCCUCGCAUUGCUCAACUUUGUGAAAAAGCUGGUCUUUAUGUGCGGGCUCUGCAGCACUACUCUGAACUGCCAGAUAUUAAACGUGUCAUUGUGAAUACUCAUGCAAUAGAGCCACAGGCUCUUGUAGAGUUCUUUGGUACUCUGUCUCGUGAGUGGGCAUUAGAAUGCAUGAAGGACCUUUUGUUAGUGAAUCUAAGGGGAAACCUCCAGAUAAUUGUGCAGGUUGCCAAAGAGUAUUCUGAGCAGUUGGGGGUUGAUGCAUGUAUUAAACUCUUUGAGCAAUUCAAGUCAUAUGAAGGGUUGUACUUCUUCCUGGGUUCCUCUUUGAGCUCCAGUGAGGAUCCUCAGAUUCACUUUAGGUACAUUGAGGCAGCUGCCAAAACUGGACAAAUCAAGGAGGUUGAGCGUGUGACUAGAGAAUCAAAUUUCUAUGACCCUGAAAAGACGAAAAACUUCUUAAUGGAAGCCAAGCUUCCUGAUGCACGACCACUUAUAAAUGUGUGUGAUCGUUUUGGGUUUGUUCCAGACCUCACCCACUACCUAUAUUCAAACAACAUGCUACGUUAUAUUGAAGGUUAUGUUCAGAAGGUGAACCCAGGAAAUGCUCCUUUAGUUGUUGGGCAGCUGCUGGAUGAUGAAUGUCCAGAGGAUUUUAUUAAAGGCCUGAUUCUCUCUGUCCGUUCCUUGCUUCCAGUUGAACCAUUGGUUGAGGAAUGCGAAAAAAGGAAUCGGCUUCGGUUACUCACUCAGUUUUUGGAACAUCUUGUGAGCGAAGGAAGCCAAGAUGUGCAUGUUCACAAUGCCCUGGGUAAAAUUAUAAUAGAUAGCAAUAAUAAUCCGGAGCACUUCCUCACCACCAAUCCUUAUUAUGAUUCACUUGUUGUGGGCAAAUAUUGUGAGAAGCGCGAUCCCACCCUUGCUGUUGUUGCUUACCGCAGAGGACAGUGUGAUGAAGAACUUGUAAAUGUAACAAAUAAGAAUUCCCUGUUUAAACUUCAGGCCAGGUAUGUAGUUGAAAGGAUGGAUGCCGAUCUGUGGGAGAAAGUUCUCAAUCCUGAGAAUGAAUUUAGAAGACAGCUUAUUGAUCAAGUUGUAUCAACUGCUUUGCCUGAGAGCAAGAGCCCAGAACAAGUUUCUGCAGCUGUUAAAGCUUUCAUGACUGCAGAUCUUCCUCAUGAAUUAAUUGAACUACUUGAAAAGAUUGUGCUCCAGAAUUCAGCAUUUAGUGGAAACUUCAAUCUUCAGAAUUUGCUUAUCUUGACUGCCAUCAAGGCAGAUCCAUCUAGGGUUAUGGAUUAUAUUAAUAGACUAGAUAACUUUGAUGGACCUGCAAUUGGGGAAGUGGCAGUGGAAGCACAACUAUAUGAGGAGGCUUUUGCUAUUUUUAAAAAGUUCAAUUUGAAUGUCCAGGCAGUCAAUGUCUUAUUGGAUAACAUUAGGAGCAUUGAGAGAGCUGUGGAAUUUGCAUUCCGUGUUGAAGAGGAUGCUGUUUGGAGUCAAGUGGCUAAGGCUCAACUCAGGGAGGGAUUAGUGAGUGAUGCAAUUGAGUCAUUUAUUCGUGCGGAUGAUGCCACACAAUUCUUAGAAGUUAUUCGUGCUGCUGAGGAUGCAAGUGUCUACCAUGACUUGGUGAAGUACCUUCUGAUGGUUAGAGAGAAGACAAAGGAACCAAAGGUUGACAGCGAGCUCAUUUAUGCAUAUGCAAAGAUUGAUAGGCUGGGUGAGAUUGAGGAGUUUAUUCUCAUGCCAAAUGUUGCCAAUCUUCCAAAUGUUGGUGAUCGCCUUUAUGAUGAAGCUCUGUAUGAAGCUGCCAAGAUAAUAUUUGCUUUUAUAUCUAACUGGGGCAAGUUGGCCAGCACCUUAGUAAAGCUAGGACAGUUUCAAGGUGCUGUUGAUGCAGCACGGAAAGCAAAUAGCUCAAAGACAUGGAAGGAAGUCUGCUUUGCUUGUGUUGAUGCUGAGGAGUUCCGCUUAGCUCAAAUAUGUGGCCUCAACAUUAUUGUACAGGUGGAUGACUUGGAGGAGGUCAGUGAAUAUUAUCAGAAUAGAGGAUGCUUCAAUGAACUGAUAUCGCUUAUGGAGAGUGGUUUGGGUUUAGAACGUGCUCAUAUGGGAAUCUUUACAGAGUUGGGUGUUCUUUAUGCUAGAUACCGGCAUGAGAAGCUUAUGGAGCACAUCAAAUUAUUCUCAACUCGCCUCAACAUUCCCAAGCUUAUUCGUGCUUGUGAUGAACAACAGCACUGGAAGGAGCUGACAUAUUUGUAUAUUCAAUAUGAUGAAUUUGAUAAUGCUGCCACCACCAUCAUGAAUCAUUCUCCUGAAGCCUGGGACCACAUGCAGUUUAAGGAUGUCAUAGUCAAGGUUGCUAAUGUGGAGCUCUACUACAAAGCUGUGCACUUCUACUUGCAGGAGCAUCCUGACCUGAUGAAUGAUCUUCUCCAUGUGCUUGCACUUCGCGUGGACCAUACACGUGUGGUUGACAUAAUGCGAAAGGCUGGUUACCUGCUUCUUGUGAAGCCAUACAUGGUUGCAGUUCAGAGCAACAAUGUGACUGCUGUGAAUGAAGCUUUGAAUGAGAUCUAUGUUGAGGAGGAAGAUUAUGAAAGAUUGCGAGAAUCUAUUGAUUUGCAUGAUAGCUUCGAUCAGAUUGGACUUGCUCAGAGGAUUGAGAAACACGAGCUUCUAGAAAUGAGGCGUGUUGCUGCCUAUAUCUACAAGAAGGCAGGUAGAUGGAAGCAGUCCAUUGCCUUGUCAAAGAAAGACAAUCAUUACAGAGAUGCGAUGGAGACUGCCUCACAAUCUGGGGACCGUGAACUUGCAGAGGAGUUACUUGUUUACUUCAUUGAACAGGGAAAGAAGGAAUGCUUCGCAUCAUGUCUCUUUGUUUGCUAUGAUUUAAUUCGCCCAGAUGUGGUUCUUGAGCAUGCUUGGAUUAACAAUAUGAUUGACUUUGCCUUCCCAUAUCUGUUGCAGUUUAUCCGUGAGUACACAGGGAAGGUUGAUGAGCUAAUUAAAGACAAACUUGAAGCUCUCAAUGAAGUUAAGGCCAAGGAGAACGAAGAGAAGGACGUAAUCGCACAACAGAAUAUGUAUGCUCAGUUGCUUCCUCUAGCUUUGCCUGCACCACCCAUGCCAGGUAUGGGUGGAGGUUUUGUUCCACCACCUACCAUGGGUGGAAUGGGGAUGCCUCCAAUGCCGCCGUUUGGCAUGCCACCAAUGGGCUCCUACUGA